ACUAUUGAGAGCUCGCCCCCGUCCAUCUUUAGAAGCGCGCAGCAACGCAGUAGCAGCUUUCGCGCGCCUGGUGCAGUUCUGGUCCACCCCUAAACUCAAAGACAGAGGCUCAACCAGGCAGCGACUGCUCAGAUCAGAAUGGCGGCUCUUUUGGAAUCGCUGCUACUGAAGAAAGUGGAGGCUAACAAGGCCGUAGAAUGGUUAAAACACGGUCAACAGGACAGUGACAGUUUGACCUGGUGUAAACCACUGAAGAUUGAACGACAGGAGUUUGUUCCUUACCUGUUAAACUUCUUAAGAGAGCAGAGCAGCUCCGCCCUUACUCAUGGCCCUGCCACACCUGCCAAAACCCCUAGCCGCCCCGGGGCUUCCCUGCCCGGUUUCUCCAGUGAGCGCAGAGUGGGCUGCAGAUCUACCGGACCUGGGACUGGGUCUCGUGCCGCCAGCCGAGUCCAGCUAUUCUCCCCCACUCCAUCCCUUUCCCCCGGGGCUGAGUUAGAUACUUCCCAAACUCAGUCUGAAUCUCUCUGUUUUCAUGGUGCCAGUCCAAAUGAGAGUAGUUCUUUUUCCAGCUUAGUAAGGAGCCCUGUCCCAGCCUCCACCUUCAGAGCCAGUCCCUCAGAGCGCCGCUCCGCCCAGCGGGCCAGUUUAGGGGACUUCAUGCUGUCCCCUCCAGAUCUUCAGCAGCAUCACCAAAGUCCCAGCUCGGGGGUCCAUCAGCAGUCGCGUGGCCGCAAAAGGACGGGCAUGGCAGUGCAGGGGAGGCAGGGCGGAAGCCGUGGUGGGUUCCAGACUGAGGAGGCGGGGCCGGCGAGAGUCGAGGUUGGUUGGAGGAAAGGAAGGGGGGGAGGAGCUAAUAAGACGGCUGAACCAGCUGUGUCACCGCCAGUGGGUCGUUCUCCACCUCCAGUGCAGCUCAACUUCAACAACCUGGAUGACUUUCCACCGAUGCAGGCGGCGCGCGCAUCACCACUACAACAGGCCAAACCGUCUCGUAGGAUCAACCCAACCCCAGUCAGUGCAGAGCGGCCUCACUCCGGACCUAAGACAUGUUUCACUUCCACCCCGUUCAGCUCCAAGCCCUCCAGCCCUCCCCCAGUCCCAGAAGCACUCAGUGGAGGCCUGGAAGGGGGCAUCCCAACAGCCCAGAACCUGAAUGUUGGUAGCCCCCCUCCCAGUCUGCAGGAGGAGAGGGAACUGCUAAAAAAAGAGAAGUAUAAACGAGCCAAUCAGAUGUGCUCCCCUUUGCCAUCCUCCCUGGACCCCUGUACCCCUACCAAGGCCGGGUUCCGGCCUGGGUCAGGCUCCAAAUUGACUCCUGACACCCAGGGCUUGUGUCCUGACCCUUCUAAGGUCACCUUGACAUCUGAACUGGAUCUUCUGGCUGAUCUCUACUGCGCCUGCAUCUCUGAGAACCUAGUUCCAAAUGUGUUCCUGGAGCUGUUCUUCGUUCUGCAACUGCUGACAUCUAGAACACCCGCCGUUCCAGAGGACGAGGACCUAAGUGUGGCCAAGUCAGAUAUCCUGGAAAGGGGCUACCUCAACAAGGUGCACAACUGUGUUUACUUCUCUGUCCGGGUGCUGGACAAUCAGUUUGAGUUGGUGUCUCACCUGGACAAAGACACCCUGCGUCUGCUGGCUGAGAACGAGAGAGUGAGCUCUUUUUCUCCAUCUCUGAGGGAGCGACUGGCCUUGGCCCAGACCUCCAGCACAGCCAAGGUAUCUGCGUCUGUAGACACCAUCAUCCAUUCUGUCCCUUUCCAGCCGGCCACUGACAACCGCUCUAACUUCAGUAGUGACAAGGCUUUCCACACCUUCAAGAAGCAGAGGGACAUUUUCUACGAGGUGCUGCGAGAGUGGUUGGACUUCCACAAGGAACCAGGAUGGGAGUUUGAAGCUGUUCUGGGUGGCAGGGUCAGAGGUAUGGUGAGUCAACUGAACUCCGCUGGAAACCACUCCCACUUCGCCAGACUCUUCCUCAAGCAGCUCAUGCAGAUGUGUAAAGGUCCCCAUGCUCUGGGCUCCCUUGGUGACGCCCCUGACGCUGAUCUGAUUGACAUGCUGGGAGCAGACAGCCUGGGGCGUCUGAAGCGUCUAGAGGAGCGUUUUAUCCAGCCCCAAGGCAUUCUGGGACCCUGUCCUCCGCCUUCCUUUCCCGGACACCAGGAGUUCUUCCGGGACUUCCUAAGGGCCGCAAGCUGCUGCCAGCUGAACCAGCACCUGAAAGACCGACUGUGUCAGCAGCUCCUGCAGCUGGACGAGGUGUCCAUCCUGGCUCCUGUGCACUCCACUCAAGAGGGGGAGGUGGAGGAGGAGGGAGACAUGGAACAACAGAAUGAGAAGCAGCGUUUCUCCUCUGUCCUGUUGUUAGCUCGUCUCCUGGCUAAGUUCCUGGGUUACGUCUCCUUCCUGCCCUACCAGACGUCUGAGAGGCCUUCCAGGGAGAUUCAGGAGGCUAACGUGGCACUCCGCUCCAAGAGUUCCUCUGUUCUAGAUGUGUGUGCGGUGCUGCGUAGCAGUGUCAUCAGGAGGCGUACUGUCCUGACUGUGCCCUGGCUGGUGGAGUUUCUAUCCAUGCUGGAUUACACUGGGCCCUUCCUUCUCUGUUACCGGAAUGUUCUGGGACUGCUGCUCAGCCUAUAUAGGAGGAUGGCGCUGUCUAGAGGAGGAGAGGUGUGUUACCUCAACCAGAUGCUCUUGGUGGCUGUUCUGGGUUGGCUUUUCCAGAUCCCUGUAAUUCCAGAGGAGCUGUUCUUUUCCAGUGAUUUCAGUCUUGAUGCAGAGCUGGAGGAGAGCCCGAGAAACGCCCAGGGACUGGACGGUCUCGUCUUGGUGGACCAGCAGCUCCUCUACACCUGCUGUCCUUUUCUUGGUGAGUUCCGGAAGCUCCUCGUUGCCUUUGUGGCUGGUAGUUCUGCCAGGGGUGGCGGUCUCAUCCGUAAAAUCACCCCGACCUCUGCCGAGCACAGAGGGGUUCCCACCAGGUCACAGCACAAACUGCAGGAGGACUUAGAGCAGGCCUUUUUUCACAACCAGCCCCCGUCUCUCAAGCGCACUGUGGAGUUCGUAGCUGAAAGAGUGGGAUCCAACUGUGUCAAACACAUCAAGGCCACGUUGGUGUGUGAGCUGGUCCGUGGCGGAGAGAAGUUGCUCAGGGAGGGGUUAAUAUCACCGGGGACCACCCCUCCCAAACUCAGCGACUCCAUCUGUGCCCAGCUCUGUGACCGGGCCCAGCAGUCUCUGGAGAGAGCCACCAGGUUCUGUAGCGAGAAAGGUCCCGAAGCCAUACGAGUUCUUCUUCCUAACGAGACGUCCCCUGCGGUUCUCACCACGUCCGAGAACAUCACCACGCGUCUGGCCACUGAGAAGGCCUGCAGCUGGCUGUCCUCUAACAUCACAGCCCUGGUCAAGCGAGAAUGGAAGACCAUGUUUGACCGCGUGAAGAAGACUUCUCCCACCGAGACCGGGGAUGUGGGAGGGGCGGGGGUUGGACCCGGGACAGGGGCAGGAACCCCGGAGCGGCCACGGACCAAGACCAAGGAGGCUAUAACGUCCUGCCCUCCUGACUGCCCCCACUCCGCCCCUCUGCCGUCUGUUGUCCUGGUGGAGAUUAAGGAGGUGUUGAGUAUUGCAGUUGGCCCCAGGUCAGAAGAGGAUGUGCUGACUGUUCUGCAGUUAAAGGCUCUCCUAGACCGAGUAGAGGAGACACUCCGAUGCAGAAAGUUCUCCUUCCCGAAGCCUGAACAGAUGUUAAUAUGCUGCACUGUCCUGCUAGCCUGCAAACUAGUGUCAGGGGAGCUUCCUCUGUGUUCUGUAAAGCAGUGCAGUAGGCCACAGUCUCCCGGGUCAGGUGCUGUGCAGUCCACUGUCCAAUCCCUGCUGGAGCAGCUGGUGGUAUUGUGGGGGAAACCGUUUGUGUCUGCACCGCCUCUCCACCUGCUCUUCACUGAGAUCACACUGACUGGCAUCCUGGGAGCCAGCAACUCAGAGUGGAACAAUUACCUUUUUCUGGUCACACAGCUGGUAGAGAGAGGGAUUUUGGGAAUGGAGGAAGUGGUCCGUCACUGGGAGAAGCUGUCCCAGUUACCUUGGCCGUUGGAGUUCAUGGAAAGAAUUCAGCAAUGUACCUUUACCAGAUCCACCUCCUUGCCUGCACUGCAGAAAUGCAUGGACAUGCUGCAGGUCUCACACCAACCUGUAGAGGGAGCCAACUGACUACUGAAAGGCAGAACAACUCUUAUCUCUUGGUCAACAAUAGCCAGUCUGUUGAGUGGACAUAAGACAAUACGAGGUGUAUCUGAACUGCUGUUCUCUGUCCAGACCAUGUUGACAUUCCAGGCUCCAGAGGUGUGAAACACUUCCCCGGGCCGUCUGCCAUUCAAUCCCUGUUAUGUGGCUGCCUGUAUGGUUCUGAAAUGAGGUGGGAAUGUUAACCAGAAAGCCCUGCUGCCCAGGACGGGCGGAGCCGCCAGUCAGGGUUUGUCAUGGAUGUUGACUUUACUUUCUGACUGAAAGUGAGGGGUGCAGUAUUAAUAAAGGAAUAAUGGCAUAACUGAUGGACCAAUAAAAAAAAAUUGACUGAAAAUGCACAAAUAAUACCCAAUCCUUUAAAUCCACCUAGUAGACAGUCAAAAAAGUUUUAAAAUAAAUACUAUGUCCGUAUUCUGAAAAGGGUGAUUUGGGAGUUGAAGUUGUUGAUUUGGGUUUGUGCAGAGGAAUCAUUUUACUCUUGCACAACUUUUCUGAUGAUGUGGUUCUAUUUAUUUGUAUUUGACUCAACUGUUUUAACUCCCUUCACAGCCUGUUUCACCGUGCUGAGAAUUCAUGGCCUCUGACUGGCCCUGGUAAUUCUGUGUUCAUGGAUGCUCUUUGCAUUUGUGAUAAAACCUUUAGUUCAUGUUGGACUUACAGUACUGAUUGUGUGCUGUUUGGAUGAUGCCUUUCAACAUUGAAAUAUAGAAUUCCGUAUUUCAGGCAACAAAAAUAAAAGGAAGAGUUUUUUA
Molecule: messenger RNA, 5003 nt
Organism: Esox lucius (northern pike)
Lineage: Eukaryota; Metazoa; Chordata; Actinopteri; Esociformes; Esocidae
Gene: cdan1
Product: codanin 1
Exons: 24
Coding region: 139-4215 (1358 amino acids)
Biological process (GO): chromatin organization
Cellular component (GO): nucleus
Source: RefSeq, a predicted model, not a curated record